This is a messenger RNA of Laetiporus sulphureus 93-53, 165 nucleotides long. RefSeq lists its product as uncharacterized. The transcript has a single exon. The annotation marks the transcript as partial. Lineage: Eukaryota; Fungi; Basidiomycota; Agaricomycetes; Polyporales; Laetiporaceae. The record is from RefSeq and is a predicted model, not a curated record.
CCGCUGGCUUACGUCGAAUGGUUUACUCCUUUUCAUGCAAAGGAUACAGUGACUGGUAUGUAUAUAAUAUCACACUCAAUGCGGCAACACUACAGGUAUGCUGCCAUGAUUCCCAUUACAGAAAUUGUACGUACUUGUCACUUGAUUCCAGUCUGGGGCUCUGAA